Gracilinanus agilis (Agile Gracile Mouse Opossum) is the source of this 4934-nucleotide messenger RNA. RefSeq names its product pleckstrin homology domain containing O2 (gene PLEKHO2). The transcript has 5 exons. Gene Ontology annotation, biological process: macrophage apoptotic process. NCBI's taxonomy places the organism in Eukaryota, Metazoa, Chordata, Mammalia, Didelphimorphia, Didelphidae. Bases 1 to 1737 code for a protein of 578 amino acids. The record is from RefSeq and is a predicted model, not a curated record.
AUGAGUCUCUUCCUCAUGUGGGUGUGUUUAUUGCUAUCAUUUCAGGGCAUGAAGGAGAGUGGUGAGAAACUUCGGUGUGCCCAGAUGGCAGAUAAGGCUGGAUGGAUCAAAAAGAGCAGUGGGGGCCUCCUGGGACUUUGGAAAGACCGCUAUCUCCUCCUCUGCAAGGCACAACUUCUUGUCUACGAGAAUGAGGAUGAGCAGAAGUGCAUAGAGACUGUAGAACUGGGCAGCUAUGAGAAAUGCCAAGACUUGCGAGCUCUCUUAAAGAAGAAGCAUCGGUUCAUUUUGCUUCGAUCUCCUGGGAACAAGGUUCAUGACAUCAAAUUCCAGGCUCAGAAUGGGGAGGAGAAGGAGUCCUGGAUCAAAGCCCUUAAUGAAGGCAUCAACAAAGGCAAGAAUAAAGCCUUUGAUGAGGUUAAGGUGGACAAGAGCUGCGCCCUGGAGCACAUAACCCGGGAUCGGGUGAGAGGGGGGCAGCGGCGCCGGCCACCUACAAGGAUCCACCUGAAAGAGGUGGCCAGUGCUGCAUCGGAUGGGCUGUUGAGGCUGGACCUUGAUGUGCCAGACAGUGGGCCCCCCUCUUUUACUUCCAGCAACAACAUCAGCGAUUCCCCGCCUGCAGAGAAACCUCGACCACCUAUGCCUCCAACCAAACCCUCCCAGGACCCAAAGAAGCCAAAUUUGGAAGACAGUGCUGAAAAAACAGAGGCAGAGGAGGACACCAUAACUCCUGCACCUGAAAAUCCUCCAGACCAGCCAGAGGACCAGGGUGAGGCAAAAACAGUCGAGGAGGACUCGGAAACCCUGGCCCUGCCUGGGGAUAGUAAGGAGAGCCUGUCAGAAGGAAGCGAGAGCUCAGAGAAGGCCCUGGAACCACCUCCCAAGGUCCACCCUGACAAACUGAAAGUAAGCUGGGAAAAUCCAAGCCCAGAGCCUCCCACCUCUGCAGGCAAAGAAUCAGAUCAGCCCACCAGUUCAGAGACUGCUUCCAAGGAGGGAGGGAAACCCCCAACCCCUCCACCAAAGAUUCUAUCUGAGAAAUUGAAAGCAUCUCUGAAGGGGGGUGAGACCACCAGCCAAGACCAAUGCCAGGACUCCCAGGCUUCCAAGACCCUUGAUCCUGGUCCAGAUGGUUCUCAAGUUUCAGUGAAUGGCAUGACCGACAGUGCUGAUGGGAUUGAGUCCAUUCCAGAAUCAAGUCUGCAGAUAGCUGUGGAGGAUAGAGUCGACCAGAAGACUCCCCUGAAGGAGGGCAAGGGACAGCUAGCCCCUUCAGAACCCAGUGAAGCUUCUUCCCCAGAAGCUGAGAGAGCCCAGGAGGGCUCAGGAGCACUCCCCCAGGAUGGAUCCCCUCUCCUGCUGUCACUCCAGCCCCGAUGUGCCUCCCUUGGGAAUCUGCUGACCGAGAGUAACAAGGGUCAGGGCCUGCGCCUAGACAAGCACCAGCUGGUCAAGAUAGAGAAGAAGGUGACCUCUGAAAGGGAAAAGACGGAGCAGCUCUUGAACCAGGUCUUGAGCAGAGAGUUGGAGCAUGCCCAGGAGGGAAAUGGACCCCCUGUCAAUGCUGAGACAUUGCUCAACCAGGCAGUAGAGCAGCUGAGGCAAGCGACUCAAGUCUUGCAAGAAAUUAAAGAUUUAGGAGAACUGAACAAGGAACCAGCGACCACCCUGACAGAGAAGCAGAAAGAAAAGCAGAAGGACCUAGUGACUCUGUAUAGGAGAAGUGCUCCCUAGGGCAUGCUUACGCACUUUUUUCCUUUUUUUUUUCCCUUCAUGGUCUCCCUGAAAAUUUUUAUUCACCAAUGCUGUUGCUGGGCCAGCAGGCACUAGUACUAAGUCUGGGCUUGGCCCUACUCCUUGGCCAGCCAUUUUCUUAGCAAUGGCUCCUUUUUCCUCUUUUAAAUGCUCUCUUUCUAGUGAAGUCUUCUCUUUAUUGACAUAGCACAGAAAGUUGCCACUGCAGGGAAGCUCAAGGAGUGACAGCCUACUGGCUGGUAAAUCAUGUCUCCAGUCUCUAAGCCCUGCAGGGUCUCCAUCUAACCCCAAAUAGCUGGAUAUACCCAGUGUGCCUCAGGGUGCUCAGUCGCAGACACUUCUAGGGGUGGCUCGUCUCUGCUGUGUGGUCUCCAGCUGGAACGUUUGCCCUCACCUCCUAGCCCUCUCAGGCCCCUUUGAAAUCAGGCUGGGUAGUGGAUCAGUCAGGAGAGGAGAGGCAUCUUUGGAAGGAAGGCCAGUUAUGUCAGAGCAGAACAGUAGAACACACCAGUGGCUGUUCUAUAAGUUCUGCUCCGUCCCCUCCUAGGGGGGAAUUGCUGUCUGGUGUUGUCUGGUGUUGCCCAACCAUAUCCAUGGGUUGAGUCUGUGGGUAGGACUUCCCCAACAUGCUCUAGUGAUCAGUUGCCUGAGAGCUCUUGAGUGCCUGGGAUAAAUCAUCUAGCCAGAAUCCGUCAGGGAUCGAUGGUCCCCAGGGACUAAACCAGGUGUGCUUUGGGGGAUAUUUCCCUCUGUCCUUAUCCGGAUGCCCUAAGUGGGCAGCAGAGAGAGGUAUGAGUGACGAUAGUGUCCCAGCUCACUCAGGGAGAAAAGUCACGACUGCCCUCCAUCAUUCUUUAUGUCUCAGUAUUUGUUCCUUUAGCCACUUUGGUGUAGCUUUGGGCCGUUAAUUAGCCCUAUGUCCUGGGUGAGAGAUAGGCAAGAGUUUACAUUCUGGCCUCCAGGGCACAUCAUCACAUCACUUUUUUGUGCCCUCAGGUGAAAGGGAAUUUGGGAGCAACUUCAUUUCCAAAUGCUCAAGGACUUCCUAGGGCUAUCUCCCCAUGCCUAGCCAAAAAAAAAAAAAAAAAGAGUCAGACGCUUUCUUCUCUUUGGUUUCUAAAAUUCAAACAGUCAAGGUGAGACACUUUCCAAGACAGGUAAGGAGCUGCUGCAGAAGAAGGAAGGAGGAGGAAGAGGAGCAUUGGUUGGCUUUAGGGGACCAAUUGCUGAGCCAACAUAGGUUUCCAUGAUUCCCUUUGGAAGGGGGUCACCUGGUUCAUGCCCCUACUUCUAUGUAGGAUUGUGACCCAGACUACUCAACUUUUUACAUUCUUGCAUUCGUUUCAAUUCUGGACACUCAAACAAAAGAACUUUUUUUUGUUUUUGUUUUUAGAUUGCAAAAUAAACUCACCUCCAGGAGGAUCAUAUUUUUUUUGUCCUCCUUGAGUGACAUUUACAUUCAUACUUAGUCUUAUUCCUUCACCUGGAUUGGUUAAAUAAGCACCAGAGGUAUCAGUCUGGUCAUUUCUUAUAAAUGACCACAAACACUCAUUUGAGUGAUAUUAGUUACAGCAAUCGAAUUGAUGGAACUUGGCUUGACAAUGACUAAUUCCUGUUAGCCAUACCGGUUGGUAGAUAACCAAGUCAGGCCAGGCUUGUGAUUCUGGUGAUUUCCACCAUGGCCAACAUGGAUGAUCUGGGAUAGAGUUGGACCUUUGGUGACCUGUCAUCCUCUGCCCUCACCUUUCUCCCUCCUAAUCACACACUGACUUUUUCCUGGGCUGAAAUCUAGAGGUUUAGAGGAAAAAAGGAAGUCCUGGUGAAGUGAUAGGAAUUGCAUUUUCCCCACCUUUCUCCCCCUGACCUCAAAAUUACCUCCUCUUCUAGGGCUUGUAAAAGGGGAGGUGGUGAUGGUAGGGGAGAUGUCAUAGUUAGCUUGCACUGUGCGAAGCCACAGAUUGAUUGUUCAUUUUACUCUGGCAGUGUCGGUCCCCCUGGCCUCAUUUCCUCCAGCAAGACUGGACCUUGCAUUUUCAGAACUUGUGCUUGGUACCAAUCAGCUGCUGCCCCAGGAACAGCCUAGAGCUCAGUAUCCCCACGUGGAUGCAACCAUUAGUUACCUGUUAUAGCCACAGAAUGCCUGCUGAGGGGCCUCACCUUUCUGGAAAUUUCACACGAGGCUCCCCAAAGUCUAUGCUGGGUUCAGACAUUUUCUAGGCUUUUUUUUUUUUUUUUUUUUUUUUGCAUGAGCACUUUUUGUUUAGUGAAGGAUUAAAAAAAGAGAGAAAAUGCCACCAUGAACCUUCCUAAUAAGGCAGCACCCAGCACAGUGCCUUGCACACAGUAGUCAUUUAAUGUUGGAAUGGUGAGCUGGCCUUUGUCAAGCACUGGCUACAGCAGAAAUGAGCAAUGCAAGUGGAUUCCUUAUUUACUGAAAUUUUAUCUUGUAACACAAGAUAUCACCAUGAGUAAACUGGCUUUUCUCCAGGGUGGUGCUGGACAUAUGGGGUGUAAUUGGACUCAUUCAGAGAAUUCUGUGUCAGAGGGGUAGAUUCCACUGCAUGGUGGGGGCUUGCUCGAGGACAGUUGUCAAACCCCCUCUAAAUCUGAGACACACUUCAGUUCUUCACAACACUCAGGGCUGGGCUCCUGUGCUGAAUAGGGAUGGAUCUCCCAUUCCAGGAGGUCACUGUUGGACCACCAGUUAUUAGGAAGUGACAGUAAGCAGGGCUCAGAAAGAAAAGGAUUGGGGGGGGGGGUGUCUCCAAGAGGAGGCAAGACCCUGGAGUAGAUAGACAGCAGGCUUAUAUUUCAUGUAAAUAAGAGCCAAUGUGUCCAUUAUACAAAGGAUUCCCACUACCCUCUUUCCCAAUGGGCACUUCCCUCUCCAUCUUCCCCUCUCUAGGGGUGCUGGUUUAAAAAACUGAAUCAUUGCGAUGUUGCGUCCUGUCUCAGUCCACCUCCCUUUUUGGGCCAGUUUGGUGUCAGCUCCAUAUACAGGGUUCCCCUUUCUUAAUGAAAGAGGUCCUGGAAAAGGGGUGAGAAGAUAACAAAUGUAAACGGUGGUGGACUCUACCUGCCUGGUCGAAGGAGAAAGGGGAGAAACAGCAUUCAUCAUCUUUUGCUUCUAAAGUGCACCAUUUUUGAGAGUUGGCAAUAAAAAACCCCAUUUUAAG